AUCGCAGCAGAAUUCGCAACGUGCCAUAAUUUCCUCACCGGCGUGCAUGCGUGUGUGCGCGCGCGUUUGACCCCGGAAAUCAGAUGUCAUCGCUCGACGCGGCUAAUUUUAGAUGAUUAUUGCUUCUCCUUUGGUGUUUCUCUGUAUGGACAAUGCCAGCAGCGGCGGGGACCAGCCGCACCUCCUCUUCUACCACCGGAUCCGCGGCGCCGCUGCCGCCGCUGCCUGCUCCCUCUGAGGAAGCCUCCUAGGAUUGUCCGCUUCACGCUGUAGCUCGUAGGGACUGCAGUUGUGACUGAUCCGCCGCCUGAGCCUCCGCUGAUAGUAAAGGGAUAAAAUCUCUGUCUGUGACCUUUAGCAUGCAACAAGCUGAAAACUGUGCCAGGUGUGGGAAACUACCGCUGAGAGAAUCCAUCCAACAAAGCCAAGAUGAUGUGCGAAGUGAUGCCCACCAUCAGCGAGGACACGGCGCUGAGCCAGCGCGGCUCACAGAGCAGCGCCUCAGAUCCGGACUCCCACUUCGAGCAGCUGAUGGUCAACAUGCUGGACGAAAGGGACCGACUCCUGGAUACGCUGAGGGAGACCCAGGAGAGCCUGGGACUGGCUCAGCAGCAUCUGCAGGACGUGAUCUAUGACCGAGACUCCCUGCAGCGCCAGCUCAGCUCUGCCCUGCCACAGGAGUUUGCUGCGCUGACCAAGGAGCUGAACGCCUGCAGGGAGCAGCUGCUGGAGAAGGAGGAGGAGAUCUCUGAACUCAAAGCUGAGAGGAACAACACCAGGUUACUUCUGGAACAUCUGGAAUGCCUGGUGUCCAGACACGAGCGGUCACUUCGAAUGACGGUGGUCAAGCGUCAAGCUCAGUCCCCCUCAGGGGUCUCCAGUGAGGUUGAAGUCCUCAAAGCACUUAAGUCCCUGUUUGAACACCAUAAAGCACUCGACGAGAAGGUCAGGGAGAGACUACGAGUGUCACUGGAGAGAGUCUCUGCCUUGGAGGAGGAGCUCACAGCAACCAAUCAGGAGAUUGUGGCCUUACGAGAGCAAAAUGCUCACCUUCAGAGGAAAGUCGCGUCCGGUGAAGGAGGCGAUGACCUACUGGAGGGCAGUGAAGCGCAACAAAAGCUCCACGGCAAGCGUCUGUCCAACGGCUCUCUGGAGUCGGCCCGCGAGGCUAGCCAGGUGGUGGAGCUGCAGGAUCUGCUGGAGAAGCAGAAUUACGAGCUGGCCCAGAUGAAGGAGCGCAUGUCCUCUCUGUCCUCCAGGGUGUCCGAGGUGGAGCAGGAACUGGAAACUGCCCGCAAAGACCUCAUCAAGUCAGAGGAGAUGAACAACAAGUACCAGAGAGACAUCAAAGAAGUCAUGUGCCAGAAGGAGGACAUGGAGGAACGCAUCGUCACGCUGGAGAAGCGCUACCUGAGCGCGCAGCGAGAAGCCACGUCUGUGCACGACAUCAACGACAAGCUGGAGAAUGAGUUGGCCAAUAAAGAAGCAUUCCUUAGACAGAUGGAGGAGAAGAAUCGGCAGCUGCAGGAGAGGCUGGAGCUUGCAGAGCAGAAGCUGCAGCAGACCAUGAGGAAGGCGGAGACGCUGCCAGAGGUGGAGGCAGAACUUGCCCAGAGGAUAGCCGCCCUCACCAAGGCGGAGGAGCGUCACGGGAGCAUUGAGGAGCGAAUGAGGCACUUGGAGUGCCAGUUGGAGGAGAAAAACCAGGAGCUGCUCAGGGCACGACAAAGAGAAAAGAUGAACGAAGAGCACAACAAGCGACUUUCGGACACAGUGGAUCGACUCCUCACUGAAUCGAACGAGCGCCUGCAGCUUCACCUGAAGGAGAGAAUGGCAGCUCUGGAAGAGAAGAACAUGUUAAUUCAGGACUCGGAUGGAUACAGAAAACAGUAUGAAGAGUCUAUACAUGAAAAAUCUCAGCUGGCAGAGGAGAUUGAGAAGCUGAGAUUGGAGCUCGACCAAUACAGACUGAGGGCAGGCUCCCUCACAGAACCCACGCUGUCUCGGCCUCAUCUUGACACAUCAGCUGAGCUUCGUUUCUCGUUGGGAUCUCUGGCGGAAACCCAGUCGGACCAUUACCGCUCAGCCAAAGUCAUCCGCCGGCCGAGAAGGGGGCGAGUAGGUUUACGGGAAACAAAGGCAAAAUCGCUAGGGGAGCACGAAUGGCGCUCUCAGCAGCUUGGAGUUCUGGGAGGCCACCACUUUGAGAGCGACACCGAGAUGUCGGACAUCGACGACGACGACAGGGAGACGUUGUUUAGCUCCAUGGACCUUCUCUCCCCCAGCGGCCACUCCGAUGCACAAACUCUGGCCAUGAUGCUCCAAGAGCAGCUGGAUGCCAUCAACAAGGAGAUUCGGCUGAUCCAGGAAGAGAAGGAAUCAACAGAGCUGCGAGCGGAGGAGAUUGAGAACCGGGUGGCCAGCGUCAGCCUGGAAGGUCUUAACCUGGCUCGUAUGCACCACCAUGGAACCUCCAUCACUGCCUCCGCCACUGCCUCCUCCCUGGCCUCAUCUUCCCCACCCAGUGGCCACUCCACCCCUAAACUAGACCCCAGAAGCCCGGCACGGGACAUGGAGCGCAUGGGAGUGAUGACUCUGCCCAGUGAUUUGAGGAAACACAGGAGAAAGAUAGCAGCCGUGGAGGAGGAUGGCCGAGAGGACAAGGCCACCAUCAAAUGCGAGACGUCGCCUCCUCCGACGCCGCGCACUGUACGAAUGACGCACACACUGCCAGCCUCCUCGCACAACGAUGCACGAGGGAUUGUGGCUUCUCUGGAGGCUGAAGCCAGUGCCCUAAGUAGCGUAGCCAGCAGCCAAGACUCCCUGCACAAACAGCCGAAGAAGAAAGGGAUCAAAUCCUCCAUCGGACGCUUGUUCGGCAAAAAGGAAAAAGGCAGACUGGCACAUCUAGCACACAGACAGGUCAUGGUAGAUCCACAAGCCACAAUGAUGGACCUAGACGCGUCGGGCCAGGACAUGGGGAUGGGCAAGUUGGGAACUCAGGCUGAGAAGGACCGCAGAUUGAAAAAGAACGGGCACGAGCUUCUGGAGGAGGCAAGGAGGAAAGGACUACCGUUCGCGCAGUGGGACGGCCCCACAGUUGUAGCCUGGCUGGAGUUGUGGUUGGGAAUGCCAGCCUGGUACGUGGCGGCGUGCCGUGCCAACGUGAAGAGCGGCGCCAUCAUGUCGGCGCUUUCCGACACCGAGAUCCAGAGGGAGAUUGGAAUCAGUAACCCACUGCACAGGCUCAAACUUCGUCUGGCCAUCCAGGAGAUGGUCUCCCUCACCAGCCCCUCGGCCCCGCCCACCACCAGAACCCCGUCAGGCAACGUAUGGGUGACCCAUGAGGAGAUGGAGACCCUGGCAGCACCUUCCAAAACGAAGUCAGAUUCUGAAGAGGGGAGCUGGGCGCAGACCCUGGCUUAUGGGGACAUGAACCAUGAGUGGAUAGGAAACGAGUGGCUGCCCAGUCUCGGACUACCUCAGUACCGCAGCUACUUCAUGGAGUGCCUGGUGGACGCCCGCAUGUUGGACCACCUCACCAAGAAGGACCUGAGGGUGCACCUCAAAAUGGUGGACAGCUUCCACAGAACAAGUUUACAGUAUGGAAUCAUGUGUCUGAAGAAGCUCAACUAUGACAGAAAGGAGCUGGAGAGACGCAGGGAACAAAGUCAGCAUGAAAUAAGAGAUGUACUGGUGUGGAGUAACGAGCGGGUCAUCCGCUGGGUGCAGAGUAUAGGCCUGCGGGACUAUGCUAACAUCCUGCUUGAGAGCGGCGUGCAUGGAGCUCUGGUUGCCCUUGACGACAACUUUGACUACAGCAGCCUGGCUCUGCUUCUCCAGAUCCCCAACCAAAACACUCAGGCACGUCAGAUUUUGGAGCGAGAGUACAAUAAUCUGCUGGCUCUGGGCACUGACAGGAGACUGGAUGAGUGCGAUGACAAAGACUUCCGGGGUCCCUCCUGGCGGAGACAGUUUCCUCCGCGGGACGUCCACGGCAUCAGUAUGAUGCCUGGGUCAGCAGAAACGCUUCCAGCUGGGUUCCGUCUCACUGCGACGUCCGGUCAUUCCAGAAGACUGCCCCCUGAUGUACUCUUUGAGGUGCUGGAUGACAGUCCUGACGACAUGUAUUUGGACUGGUUUCAAGUCGGACCGUCUGCGGUGCAGCGGCUGGACAGCUCAACGGUGAGAACCUACUCCUGCUGAGAGGAGGAAGCGGGGGACCUUAAACUGUACGCUCUACAGUUCUGAACCAACAGGCCGAUCUGCCGAGAAACAAUCCGAUGACACACACUGCCAAGAAGCCCUGCUCUCCUCUGUGACCCUGUCCUCCAUGACUUGUAACGCAGGCGCCCGACGCCGGUGCUAAACUGUCCUGCAGGAUGCCUCGUCACCAUUUCUACCUUUUACAUGUAAAGUAACUUGUCAAAGCAUAAUGUACUGUGUAUUUCUUCUACAGGAGAUGUGUAGGUUAUCUGUAAAUUAUAAAUAUGCCAUUUUUAUUAUAUAUAUAUACACAAAACAUCUAUGUAUAAAAAAAAAGAUAUUAAGGGUUUGUGCAAAAAAAAUGUCCCUGCCACCUCAUUUAGUGGACCAUAGAUGAAUAUAUGCUGCUCUUUAAACUCUCCAUUAGACCCUUGUUCCUCUAGAUCAUUUUGUACAUAUGGUUUUAUUUUUUCAUUGUGCUAAUGAAAAUGUACGAUUAACCUGUGCUGGAACAUAGAAGGGAAGAAACUCGAUGUUGUGCCAAGCUGCCCUCUAGUGGUGGGCUACUCUAACAACAUGGGAUGGAGCUUUUCAGGAGGAUUUGUCGGCACACUGGAACAACAGAAGCAUCUUCAUACAUCCGCAUCAACUCAGACUAUUUAGAAGCCAAGGACAAAACAAGACGCUCUCUGAAGGUGCACAACUUCCACUCGGAGAGCAUAAAAGCAUCCCAGACGUCACUUGUUACUGUAUGUUUCGUCAGGCAGCACAUCAACACACUUACAGCCGAGCUGGCCUUUCUACCCUGCCCCUCCUGUUAACAGAACAGAUGAAUUAACUGAAAGACGGACUGCUUUAGCUCAGUGUGUGUAGAGUGUUUAUGACCAUGUUGAAGUGAGGUGACUUAACGAUUAAAAGAAAAAAAACCUGUUGCUUGCUGUGACUUCCAUUUGGGUGUAAAUGUUCUCCGUUUCAGUCAGUUGUCAGGGGAACCUAUUGUACAGCCCUGUUUGUCUUUGCGUUAUUUCGGACGGACAGCAAACGUCUUACUUGUUUUCACAUUUGCACGAAUGAGGAUUCAUUUUGUUUCCAAUUUUUCUGUUUUAAUUUAUUAGUUCUUGUACUUCGGUCAAAACUAAGUGGCGAGCAAACAAGUUUUCAUUGUCAAUAAAAAAACGGUUAGUGA
Messenger RNA from Xiphophorus hellerii (green swordtail), 5392 nucleotides. It is a transcript of the gene ppfia2, whose product is annotated as PTPRF interacting protein alpha 2. The coding region runs from base 430 to 4206 and encodes 1258 amino acids. The transcript has 34 exons. The record is from RefSeq and is a predicted model, not a curated record. Lineage: Eukaryota; Metazoa; Chordata; Actinopteri; Cyprinodontiformes; Poeciliidae. Gene Ontology annotation, molecular function: protein binding. Gene Ontology annotation, cellular component: presynaptic active zone. Gene Ontology annotation, biological process: synapse organization.